CAGUACGAGAGGAUCAGUCCAAGCGUUCAGUUGAAACCAAUUGCGAAUAGAAAUAUAUCCAGAGGAUGUCAGUGAGCGCGGGUUCAGAUGGCCUUUCCUGGAGAAAUGCUGACUACUUCGAGAAUGUGAUAGCCGUGGAUUACAAAAUCGAGACCACCGAGUUCAAAAUCACCAACGUUCACAUCUCAACGGCCAUUCCCAAACAUGCUGGAGUUUUGUCGCUGGUUCACAGGGUGUUGUUGCAGGUAAAAUUUCAGAGCCGAAGUACGGCGAAGCAUGUGAGUUACAUUGUUAAGGAGAGAAUUGACUCCGACGAGGACCAUGAAUCUACUGGCAGCUAUUGCACUUUUGCCAAAGAAAUUGAGCUUUAUACUCAAAUUCUACCAGGAUUUGAAAAACUGUGGUCAACUGAAAACGUAAAGUUUGGACCGAGGGUGCUCAAAGUAACCAUGACGCCAUUUAGGGUGAUCGUAUUGGAAGACCUCAAAUCGGCUGGAUUUCGAACCAAAAAGUCUAGAACAGGAUUCAAAACAGUUGAGUGUGAGAAAGUGUUGGAAAAGUUGGCCAAAUUCCACGCUGCCUCUGUUCAGUAUUUUGAGAGAAGAGGAUCGUUUUCUGAUCAGUUUGAAUCUGGAAUUUUGAACGAUAAGACUAUAAAGGCUCACGAAGUUUACUAUACGCCAUUGUUCGAGUCAUUUUUUCAAAUGUUGGAAGAAUUGAAAUACCAUCCAAAAAUUGUGCAAGCAUUGCAACCACUAAAGGGAAAGGUCUAUGCAACUACUUGCAAUCUAUUUCGGCUUGACCCCACAAAGUUCAACGUUCUCAAUCAUGGAGAUUUACGAAUGACGAACAUUCAUAUCAGAGAAUACGACAAACUGUUUCUCAAUUAUCAAACUUCGUUUUUCGGAUCACCGUCCUUCGACCUGAUCUACUUCCUGACCAUGUCGACUUCUUUCUGCACCCGAAUAGACCGGUUCGAUCACUUGAUCGACCACUACUACAAGCACCUGAAAGCGGGCCUACAAAAGCUAGGAGUGAUGACAGCGAUACCGACCCAACGCCAACUCCGGGAUGACCUCGCUGCACAUGGAUUUCUGAUGUGCCUCAAAUCCAUAGAGGCACUUGCCGUUACGUUGGAAAUGCCCAAGCUGGAAUUAGAUAUGAAGCUGUUUCGUUCUACCGGUCCAGAAGGAGCAGAAUUUAGGCGAAAUCUCUACGCGAACGUUCAGUUCGAGAAAACUUUGGAAAGGCUUGUGAUGUUUAUGUGGAAAAGAGGUUUCUUGACUGUUUCUCAAAUUUGAAGUUUAUUGCCGCUGUCAUAAAUUAAGGAAUCGUUGUCCAAAAACGAACGUUUCUAUUGCGAU
Messenger RNA from Aedes aegypti (yellow fever mosquito), 1364 nucleotides. RefSeq lists its product as uncharacterized. Lineage: Eukaryota; Metazoa; Arthropoda; Insecta; Diptera; Culicidae. The record is from RefSeq and is a predicted model, not a curated record. The coding region runs from base 66 to 1301 and encodes 411 amino acids. The transcript has 5 exons.